AUGCCGUCUGACGCCAAAAAACGUGCGGCGCAGAAGAAAAAAGAACAAGCUGGUAAUAGGAACAAAAAGCCGAUUGCGAAAGUAGUGUCUGGCGAUCAAAAUGGUACAGAAUCAAACGGCACUAAAGAGGAUCGUGAGCUCACUGCAGAAGAGGCUUUGUGCUUAAAAUUGGAGGAGGAAGCUAAAAUGAAUUCCGAGGCACGGUCAUGCACAGGUAGCCUGGCUGUUCAUCAUCGAUCAAGGGACAUUAAAAUAGCAAAUUUCUCCAUUACAUUUUAUGGUAGUGAAUUACUACAAGAUACAUUGCUUGAGUUGAACUGUGGUAGAAGAUAUGGUCUUGUAGGAUUGAAUGGAUGUGGUAAGUCUUCGCUAUUAGCUGUACUGGGACGACGUGAAGUACCAAUACCUGGUCAUAUAGAUAUCUUUCACUUGACCCGAGAAAUGCCAGCGUCCGACAAAACUGCUUUGCAGUGUGUCAUGGAAGUUGAUGAAGAACGGGUUCAACUGGAGAAACUUGCUGAAGAGUUGGCUCACUGUGAGGACGAUGAAUCACAGGAACAACUGCUAGACGUAUAUGACCGACUUGAUGACUUGAGCGCCGACACAGCGGAGGCUCGUGCUGCUAACAUUCUUCAUGGGCUUGGAUUCACGAAGGAAAUGCAGCAGAAGGCGACUAAGGACUUUUCUGGAGGUUGGCGUAUGCGUAUUGCGCUGGCACGUGCCUUGUACGUGAAACCUCACCUUCUGUUGCUUGAUGAACCGACCAAUCAUCUUGAUCUUGACGCUUGCGUGUGGCUGGAAGAAGAAUUGAAACAGUACAAACGUAUUCUUGUGCUGAUUUCCCACUCUCAGGACUUUUUGAAUGGUGUGUGCACAAACAUUAUUCAUAUGAGCAAACGCCGGUUGAAAUACUACACGGGCAACUAUGAAGCAUUUGUCCGCACUAGAAUGGAAUUACUCGAGAACCAGAUGAAGCAAUACAAUUGGGAGCAGGAUCAGAUCGCACAUAUGAAGAACUAUAUUGCGCGGUUCGGUCACGGUUCCGCCAAGUUAGCACGUCAAGCUCAGUCUAAAGAAAAAACGUUAGCCAAAAUGGUAGCCCAAGGUCUAACUGAGAAGGUUGUUGAUGACAAGAUUCUAAACUUCUAUUUCCCUUCUUGUGGGAAGGUGCCGCCGCCUGUCAUCAUGGUGCAGAAUGUAUCUUUCCGGUACACCGAUGAGAGUCCAUGGAUUUACAAAAACCUGGAGUUUGGUAUAGACUUGGACACCCGGCUCGCCCUGGUCGGUCCUAAUGGAGCUGGCAAAUCUACGCUAUUAAAGCUUCUUUAUGGAGAUUUGGUGCCUUCAACUGGAAUGAUCCGCAAGAAUUCCCACUUGCGUAUCGGUCGUUACCACCAGCACUUGCACGAGCUGCUUGACUUGGACCUGUCACCGCUGGAGUAUAUGAUGAAAGAGUUCCCAGAGGUCCGUGAGCGUGAAGAGAUGAGGAAGAUUAUAGGGAGAUACGGCUUGACUGGACGGCAGCAGGUCUGCCCGAUGCGUCAGCUGUCAGACGGCCAGCGUUGCCGCGUUGUUUUUGCGUGGCUUGCGUGGCAAACACCCCACUUGCUUCUACUCGACGAACCGACGAACCAUCUCGAUAUGGAGACUAUAGACGCUCUGGCGGACGCCAUUAAUGAUUUUGAUGGCGGUAUGGUUCUCGUCAGUCACGACUUCAGGCUCAUCAAUCAGGUAGCCGAAGAGAUUUGGAUCUGCGAAAACGGCACUGUAACAAAAUGGGAGGGAGGUAUUCUGAAAUACAAGGAUCACCUUAAGUCGAAAAUUUUGAAAGAUAACGCGGACAACGCUGCUAAAAUGCGGAAGUAA
Messenger RNA from Leptosia nina, 1866 nucleotides. NCBI's taxonomy places the organism in Eukaryota, Metazoa, Arthropoda, Insecta, Lepidoptera, Pieridae. The record is from the annotation of a GenBank genome assembly.